AUGGUUGACAAUAAACAAAAUACGUACAUAAUACAGUUUACUUUUUUGACAGCAACGGCUAAGUGUGCAAGUGAUCAGAAAUUUCAUCAGUCAACCACAGAAAAUCAUGAGCACCAUCAGGCAGCAAGCGACAGUGAUCGCUAUCAUAGUAAACUACAACCUAAAGUAAGAAAAAAGACAGAUGAAGGAACCCGAAAACGCAAUAAAACGAUAAAAUAUGAAAGAAUGUAUGAACUUUGGGAAACAGUUAAAAAAAGAUAUAGAGACCAGCAAAUUAAGAUGUAUCAAAAUAAGAUUCUUUUACAACAGCAACUUAUUAAGCGCCAGGCGGAAAUCUUGCAAGAGAGGCGAAGUAGAAAUGAGGCUGAAAGGCGUCAGAAUACUAUUGAAACUGCUCAAUUGGAAAAGAACAACAUUGACAAGCUAAGAAAUAUCUGUAGCGAAUCGUUAGUUCGAGAUAAGUUAUUGAAAAGGUCGGGAAUUUCGCGAAAUUUAUCAAUAAAUAAGCCAAGCAGGACAUUAAAAUCCAAUAAUAACAACGAUGAAACAGCCCAAGUUAGUAUUAUGGUUGAGAAAGAGAAGCAUGAUAUCUCAAAAGACUGCCUUAUUGAUAUUGCAGAAAAUCACAACAAUAGUGCCACGAUUAGUUCAAUAAUUGAUCAAGAUAGUCCAGAAUAUCAACUACAAUUGGUUGAAUUGUUCGGCGAAUCGGAUGCAAAGUCAAUCCUCUUUCCUAGUUUCAAACCAAUUGUCAAAAAAGGAGACAACUUAUUACUACAAAAAUUUAAAGAAGCAUCAGCUAGUAUAUCGGACAUUUGGUACACUCUUCGAGGAGAAUCGAUUAGCGAUAAGACAGUUAAGAAAUUUCAAUCGCUGCCAACAUCUAAGGAAAUGCCUGCUGCAAACUUUGCCACCUAUAAGAAAGUAGAUCUUUCUGAAAGUAGUCGAAACAUUAAGAAUAAGGUUAAUCUAAUGUAUCGCGUUGCCAAACAAAAUGAAGACCUAACAUCGAUCAUGAUGCACAACAAUCAAACGGCUGAAUUUUUAGAAGAUGGAAUUACUGCUGACGACUGGUUUACCCGAUAUCAAGAUAAUGGUUAUCACUAUAAUAGUAGUAAUCAGCCUGAUCCCAAAAUACGAACAUCUGAUACUUACAAUAAUGAUAUAAAUCUUACACGUACUGGGAUAUCAUCUACGAAAUUAAAAUCUAACAUUACAAAGCAACAAAAUAGUGAUAAAAUUUCUAUUAUCGACAAUAAAAAAUUAGUCUUCGUUUCCCCCAAAUUAAGUGACUUCUUAGAUAAAAGCUUCAAGGCUAGUAGGGCUGUAGUAAAUGAUGUAAAUAGAAAAGUAACGAAAAUGGAAUAUGAAACCAAUUCACGCCCGUUAAUCCCGAUAAAGGCUAAAUCUGGUAAUGCAUCUAAAUGGAAGUCAAGCAGUUGGGAGCCGCUAAGCCCGAACGCUUUAGCUGAGUACAGUGUCAGUCGAGAUGCUCCUGGUAAAGGUCAUUUUUCUCACGGUCGUCAUUCCAUGUGGAGUUUAUCAUAG
Trichoplax adhaerens is the source of this 1548-nucleotide messenger RNA. RefSeq lists its product as uncharacterized. The transcript has 8 exons. Lineage: Eukaryota; Metazoa; Placozoa; Uniplacotomia; Trichoplacea; Trichoplacidae. Bases 1 to 1548 code for a protein of 515 amino acids. The record is from RefSeq and is a predicted model, not a curated record.